AUGUUUGGAAAGCACAUCGAGACGUGGAAAGUCAUGUGCGAGAUAUCAGACAUGGUUCUGACCUUAAAAGGGGUAUCUGGGUACAUGUUAUUUGUUCAAUGGAAGUGUGGCGAGAAGAGUGGCAAAACGGAGCGGUGUGUGUGUAAAGAGGGACGUGUUGAUUUUGGUGGGUUUACGUUUGAUGACACGAUUCAGCGAGAUGCGAAGAAGUACACCUAUCUGAAGAAGCCGUUAAUGCUUUCGUUAAUGAAUGUGUUGAAGAGUAAGAAUUCGUUAGUAGGUAAGAUAGAAGUCGACCUGUCGAAGUAUAUGGACUCUUCUGAAGAUAAUGAAGUUGAAUUACCCAUUUCAAAUGGGAAAUUGAAGUUCCAUUUAAUAACACAGACGGACGCCACUGUCAUUCAAGGGACUGAAAAACUCGAAAAUUCGGAGGACGUCAUUGCGCAGAUCGAACAACUUAAUGAAGACAUCCAAGGACAAUUGGAAGAGGAAAAAGUACUGACAGACAAGUUGAAUGAAAUGGCGACCGAAGUCAGUUUUAUGAAACAAAACAGAGUCGCGGAGGGCGAUAUCACACAAGAAGAGAGCGAAUUCAUACUCGCGGAGAUAUUUUUAAGUAAUAUGUCGUUUUCGGAUAAACACCACCCACUCACUGCAGAAACUAUUUUUGAGAAGUUAAGUGAGGGCCGUUUAGUGAAAAGUGAGAAGACGAAGUUUCUGAAUAAAGUAGUUGAAGUUCUUGAGAAAAUUUCAGUGAUGUCUUUGGAAACGCCGACACGGAAUGUAUAUUGGCUUGGCGUCACAACACUACUCACGAAACAAGUCAACAACGAAAUCAUUCCGAAGAAUCGAAGCGACAAGGAAGCACACAAAGCUUUUGUUAAAAACUUGUUUGAAGUCCUCAAAAAAAGUAUUUUAUUAGUUUAUAAUGAAAUUGAACCAAAAAUUCGAGAGAACGUCAUCCCUUUCUUCACUGAUAUGAACAAAACAAGAGGAGCCGUUUCUUCAUUUGAGCCAUUUAAAGAGUAUUUGGAUGUUAUGAAGAAAGACCAUAUUCCAGAGAUAGUAGUCAACUAUUUCAUCCGACUUUUUAUCGAUCGAUUUGAUCGAGUUGUAUUCAACCAUUUGAUGAGUCAACGAUCUGUGAAGACCGAUCUCGCCAUUUUUGUGAAGUGCCAAAUUGCCUCGUUCUGUGAAAUGAUCAGAAAAUUCUCAACGGAAAUGUUCGAAACGUAUUUCACGUUACUGCAAUCAUUUUGCGUCAUGUCGAUCGUAUCACUGGAUACUGUCACUGCACUCGACCUCUCAACAUCUGUAUGUCCAGCUCUCUCUUUCAAACAAAUCUUCGAUAUUAUCGCCAAAUUUGAACCUCCAGUAAACAUUGUCUCGGUAAAUAAAAUCAAAAACGGAAUGAGAGGUAUUGAAGAUAAACAAAACGCAGUGACUGACGAAAACGAACACGCAGAACUCAUUGCAAGCGACUUGUUUAAUUCAUAA
Molecule: messenger RNA, 1497 nt
Organism: Entamoeba invadens IP1
Lineage: Eukaryota; Evosea; Mastigamoebida; Endamoebidae
Exons: 4
Coding region: 1-1497 (498 amino acids)
Source: RefSeq, a predicted model, not a curated record